AUGAAGUUCGGAAGGAAGAUCAGCAAUGACUUGUACAACGAGUGGAGGCCAUUCUAUAUCAACUACAAUUCGCUGAAGCGCGAGCUGAAGGAUCGAACGACCUCUCGCAACUGGAACGAUGUUGACGAACUCGAGUUUACUGCCAUGCUUGAGAGGGAGCUGGACAAGAUCCAUGACUUCCAGAAAGCGAAGACACAAGAGCUCUCGAGUCGCAUCAAAGACGCGGAGAAAGCGGUAAAGCGCCUUGUCACCUCAGAUUAUGUUAACGGGCACGAGCCAACUGCGAGCGAAGCCACCGAUGCGGAGGCUCAGCAUAGGCACCAUGUCACACAGGAUGCCGGCUCAGACGAUGAUGACCUAGAUGAGGACGACGCAAUGUCCAUAGAUGCUGCAGACGACCAAUUCCUUGCAUUAGAGGAGGAAGUUGCGACUCUCGUCGCGGAUGUUCAUGACCUUGCGUUGUAUACCAAGCUCAACAUCACGGGGUUUAUGAAGAUCUUGAAGAAACAUGAUAAACAAACCGGUCGCCCAUUGAAGCCGACAUUCAUCCAAGAGUAUCUGGAGAAGCGCCCUUUUUACAAGUACAACUGGGACAGCCUCAUAGUCAAGCUCUCGAAACUGUAUGAUCUUGUUCGUACUAGAGGCCAUCCUGUCCAGGGUGACGCUAGUGCUGGGGGAAGCCAGAGCGCGUUUGUGCGGCAGACAACGAAGUAUUGGGUGCAUCCGGAUAAUCUCGUGCACUUGAAACUAGCUAUUUUGCGACAUCUUCCUGUACUAGUAUUCAAUGCCGACAGGGAGUUCGACCCCAAAGAUGCCGCGAUUACCUCCAUUUAUUUUGACAACGAGGAUUUGGAGCUCUAUCUUGGUCGGUUGGAGAAGACCGAAGGUGCGGAAGCUAUACGACUAAGAUGGUACGGAAACACAGACGUCAAAACCAUCUUUGUCGAGCGCAAGACACACCGCGAGGACUGGACCGGCGAAAAGUCUGUGAAGGCGCGAUUCCCAAUUAAAGAACACCUCGUCAACGCCUUCCUGUGUGGGGAGUAUACUAUGGAUGCUGAGUUCGAGCAGCUUGUGGCCAAGGGGAAGAAGAGCCAGCAGGAGGUGGACUCCAUGAUCCAACUCGCAAACGAAGUGCAGUAUUCUAUUCUGACGAAGCAGCUAAGGCCUGUGAUGCGCACUUUCUACAACCGCACGGCCUUCCAACUCCCCGGGGAUGCGCGCGUGCGCAUAUCGCUGGACACAGAGCUCACAAUGAUACGCGAGGACAAUUGGGAUGGCCGUGUUCGCUCCGGGGACAACUGGCGCAGGACGGAUAUCGGUAUUGACCAUCCAUUUGAGCAGGUUGCUGUUGACGACAAGGAGCUGUUCAAGUAUGGCGUACUGGAGGUGAAGCUGCAGACUCAGUAUGGGCAAGAGCCUCCUCAGUGGGUUACGGAACUAGUCUCGUCCCAUCUGGUCGAAGCUGUGCCCAAGUUCAGUAAAUUCAUUCACGGCUGCGCGACCCUUUUACCCAACCGUGUGGAUCUCGUACCCUUCUGGCUUCCACAGAUGGAUACUGACAUCCUGAAGCCCGACACUGGCACCCUCGCGAUCGAGCGUCCGACUGUUACGUCGUCCAGGGGCACUUCGGACAGGCAAGGGUCAUCCGGCAUCGCCACGCCCGAUCAUGCGCACCAGCACUACGCCGAGCCUGUCUCAGAAGGCGAGGAGGAUGAGGAGAUGGACAUGGCGCCAGCUAAAGACGAGGACAAGCGCACGGGCCUCUCCCAGGAUGCGGUCGCCGCUGCAGCUGCAUUCCGCGAGAAGGCGCUGAAGGAGCGACAAGAGGAACCUCAGCGAACCCCCAGCGCCAAGUCUCACGACGCGCAUGCGGAUGAGGAUGCGGGGCAUGACGGAGAUGUGGAGUCAGAAGGUGAAGACGAGGAGGCGGAGGCGGAUGAGCGCACGCCGUUCCUGAAAUCCCGCAGAGCUUCGGGUAAGGUAGGGGUCGCGAACGGCACCGCGUCGCGCGUGUUGUCGAUCGAUCCGCUCGCGCCGUCGUCCGCGUUCGACGAGGAACUGCGCGACCGCCUUCGGCAGGAUGCUGAACGGCAGAAGAAGGAGCACGUGGAAGAGGCCGUCGACGAGGAGGAGGAGGAGGAGGCGGACCAGCAGGAGGGCCCGUCGAGCGCUGCGGCGUGGGGGGACGAACGGGUGCUGGAUCGCAGUUUGCAUGCGCCGCCUGGGAAGCGCAUAGCUGUGCCCGUUCGCAUUGAGCCGAAGGUGUAUUUCGCUGCAGAGCGUACAUUCCUGAAAUGGCUGCACUUUGCAAUCAUCAUCGGCACGAUCGCGACGACGCUACUGAAUUUCAUCCCACCGGACGAUACCGUUGGCCUGAUCAGCGCUGGCCUCUUCACUCUGGUCGCGCUCAUCUCGAUCGCGUAUUCUGCUGUGAUUUUCGUGUAUCGCGCGUACAGGUUGCGGAAGCAUCGCGCCUCAGGCAUGUACUACGACAAGUACGGCCCGACGAUGCUGUCCCUGUUCUUGGUGGCUGCGAUAGCGGCGAAUAUUGGGUUGAGGCUGCGAGAGCUUUGA
Messenger RNA from Sparassis crispa, 2577 nucleotides. Its product is annotated as Vacuolar transporter chaperone 4. The transcript is spliced from 17 exons. NCBI's taxonomy places the organism in Eukaryota, Fungi, Basidiomycota, Agaricomycetes, Polyporales, Sparassidaceae. The record is from RefSeq and is a predicted model, not a curated record. The coding region runs from base 1 to 2577 and encodes 858 amino acids. Gene Ontology annotation, cellular component: vacuolar transporter chaperone complex; fungal-type vacuole membrane.